Messenger RNA from Vigna unguiculata (cowpea), 1243 nucleotides. Its product is annotated as putative membrane-associated kinase regulator 6. NCBI's taxonomy places the organism in Eukaryota, Viridiplantae, Streptophyta, Magnoliopsida, Fabales, Fabaceae. The record is from RefSeq and is a predicted model, not a curated record.
AAUAUAUCAAAGAAGUUAAAAGAUAUGCUGCAUAAGAUUAAGUAAGAGGGUUUUUCUUUGCACUCUCCAAAUUGUGAAUUGUUUGAACAACACAUUCAAAGUAGAAGAAGCCAUGGAAACUUCUCAUCCUCUUUCUAUUGAAAGUUUCUCUUACAGUUGGUUGGUGAAUCUGAAGCCAUCCAUGGAAAGCCUUGAAGGUUCCCUCAGAGCUUCUCUUGAUGCUUCUGAUGAAGCUUCUUCCUUCAUUGAAAUGGAUCCAAGAAUGCCACCUUCAAAAAGAUUCUUCAGAAACUCCCAAGAUUUCAAAUUUGACUUCCCCACUUCACAGUCCCCUCUCACUCUUGUUGAUGCUGAUGAGCUUUUCUCCAAUGGCUACCUCAUGCCCCUUUUUGUUGAGUCUUUGAAAAUGGAAGCAUAUGAGGCUUCAGAUGCCAAUCCAAGUCUACCUUCCUCAUCACACGUGCCAAAAAUUGUGGUUCCUAAUGCUCAUUCUAGAUGCCCUUCAUUGAAAGGAUGCAGAACAUUGUCAAGGAGAAUAUUUCAGAAGUACCUCAACUUCUUGAGGCCCUUGUGUAGAAGAUUGAGGAGUGGAAAAUCAGGUUCAAAACCUGAAUCUGUUAUUAAAAGAACUGAGUCUGCGAAGAAUAGAGGAUGCUACUCUGAAACAUCCCCACGGAUUAGUGUAGCUUAUUCUGCUGAUGACUGGCGCAAGUCCUGUGAUUCCGAAAGCUCAAUUUAUGAAGCAGUUCUCCAUUGCAAAAGAUCCAUUGAGAGAAUGAAUUAAGGAUUCUGCAAAAGGGUUGCAUUUGGAGAUUAAAAAUGAAAGAGAAAAGAGAGAUUUGAUCACAAGGCUAAACCAUGAUCAGCCACUGCUCUGCUACAUAAUCCUCUGCUUGAAAGAUUUAAAAAUGUCAAUAGGAAAUAAAGAUGUGGUUGGUCAAGCAUUAUUCAAGCACUGUGAUGAAGUUCUGGGAAAAAGAAAGAAGAAAAAAUAUAGUACAAUUUUGUAUGUUCAUCUAAUUUAUUAUGAGAAUGAACAGUUUUACUAAAGAUGAUGAGAAUCUGGGUCCUGUUUGAGUAAAGUUAUUCUUGAACUGAUUUUUUGAAUCAGAAAUGUGUGUUACAGAUGAAUUAUGUAUAUAAGAUUCUGAUAACUUGGUAUAUAUCUUAUCUCUUAUGUUGUUGCCUCCCUGUUCCAUAAACAUGAUCUAUGACAUGCCUUGAAAGAGGGUUUUUGAUUUUA